Messenger RNA from Pedinophyceae sp. YPF-701, 927 nucleotides. The record is from the annotation of a GenBank genome assembly. NCBI's taxonomy places the organism in Eukaryota, Viridiplantae, Chlorophyta, Pedinophyceae.
AUGAGGCCCACGGACGAGGAGGCCAUGGCGCUGUGUGCUCAGGCCUAUGCCGUCACGCUGGGCUCGCAGAAGACCGUGUACGAGCGCGUCCGCCACCAGGGCGUCACGAUGCGCCAAGUCAGAGAGUUUUGCCGACGUUCCGCGGCCUCGGCGGUCGACGGGAGCGGCGGGCGGAGGCUUCAGGCGCUGAACUGGAGCCCCUGGCCCUCAAGCACGAUCCCCGGCCGCGUCCUCUCGAUGGACGUCCUCGACUACUCGAAGCAGCCGAUUCUCGACGUCUUUGCGGGCCUCUCCGUGCCGUACGCGGUCCUCAUCGUCGACACGGCGUCGCGCCUGGCCACCGUGCUUCCUGCGCUGGACAAGAAGGGCUCGCUCCUGGCGUCCACCAAGGUCCUUCUCCAGUGCUAUCCCGACUGCUGGAAGGUCUUUUGCGACGGAGAGGGGUCGUGGGCGUCGGACGACUUCAAGGCGUGGCUGGCGGCCCGGAAAAUCGAGCGCGUCCUCUGCUCCCAUACCUCGCACGCGGAGUCGUGCAUCCGGACCUUGAAGUUGAAGAUGGCGCGCGCGAAGGUGGUGGGUCCGGUCACCUGGCAGACGUUGCAGGAGGUCGUGAUGCUGUACAACUCGCAGAAGCACAGCAGCAUCGGCAUGAGCCCCCUUGAUGCACACGGCGACCCGCACCGGUGCGCGCUCGCCAUCAACCGGGCUCUCGAGGCGCGCGGGGCUCAGGAGCUGCCAGAAGACCUGCGUGGCAAGCUCGCGCGCAUCGCGGUGCGCGGCAAGAAGAAGGGGGGGGCUGCCUGGAGUUCACAGGUAUACAAGGUGCUGGGCGGGUGGGUGCACAUCCGACUGGAGCCCCUGGAGCCUCGCCCUGGCCAGAAGGAGAUCGUGCGGGGCAGGAAGGAGGUGCUGAUCGUGCAGGAGUGA